AUGGGCUCACUCGCCAGCUUUCUCGUCAUCUACGUGCUUGGGGGUCUGACCUUCGUCCCACUCAUCCUCUUCUCAAUAUUUGUAUACAUCUACCUAACUCUCCCGACCGCCCCGACUGCCUGCACUCCAUACGCCCGUGAUGAGGUCCAACGACCCGACGAUGACGAGUAUAGCCUGAAAUCCGGUACGGGGACCGAUCAACUGGCGGAGAAAUUCCAUCGCACGCACGAAUCCGAUGUCGCUGCUGGAUACUUUGCCGUAUGCCGUGAAUAUGUGCCCGGUGGUGUCAAUGGGAAGCCCCCAGAGAGGACGACCCCCGCCGGCGAGGUCGUUGCGACGGAGAGUCCCAGCGUCUAUCAGGCGAUGUACCGGAGCUUGUUUGAUCGAAAGCAGACGCCCAGUAUCGAGCCCGCGAAGACGAAUGGGAAGAAUGCGAAACGGGCGCGGAAUGUCUUUUACAUUGUCCUCCGACAUGGCCACCUGAUGCUCUACGACGAUGUUAACCAGGUAGAAGUUCGCUAUGUCAUCUCUCUUGCUCACCACGAUGUGACUAUUCAUGGGGGCGAAGGAGAUAUCCCCGAAGGUGAACUGUGGCUCAAAAGGAACGCCAUUUGUUUGUCGCGGCGACUGGAUUCGCUGGCAGAUCUCGGUGGACCUACGCCCCCGUUCUACAUGUUCUCUGAAAACUUGUCGGAGAAGGAAGACUUUUAUUUCGCUAUGCUUCACAAUCAAUCGAAGAUGUGGAAGUCGAAGGAUAGACCUCCGAAACAACAAGACUUUGACGUGAAGCACAUUGUCUCUUUGGUGCAACGACUCCACUCUUCUGAAGAGCAGCUUCAAACGCGUUGGAUCAAUGCAUUCUUUGGGCGCCUUUUUCUCGCCUUGUAUCGCACGCCCGAGAUGGAGCAAUUCAUUCGAAACAAGAUCACUAAGAAAAUCUCGCGCGUCAACAAACCGAACUUCAUUAGCAAAAUUGGGUUGCAGAGAAUCGAUAUGGGUGAAGGCGCCCCGUUCAUAACUAAUCCCCGAUUGAAAGAUCUGACUGUCGACGGCAACUGCUGUGUGGAGAUGGAUGUCCAAUACACGGGAAAUUUCCGGGUUGAGAUAUCAGCCACGGUACGCAUUGAUCUCGGACAGCGUUUCAAAGCAAGAGAAGUCGAUAUCGUAUUGGCAGUCGUGCUGAAGAAACUCGAGGGCCAUUUGCUGGUCCGCUUCAAGCCCCCUCCCAGUAAUCGAUUCUGGAUGUCUUUUGAAACCAUGCCGAGGAUCAUGAUGGAUAUCGAGCCUAUUGUUAGUUCGAAGCAGAUCACUUUCAGCCCUAUUCUACGCACCAUCGAAAGUAAGAUCCGCGAGGUGGUGGCAGAGAGUAUCGUGCUGCCAUUCUGGGACGACGUGCCUUUCCACGAAACUGUUGGCCAGGCUUUCCGUGGUGGUAUCUGGCAGCGAGACGAGCCUGAAGUGGACACUACUCAGGUGGAGAUACCUGAUGAGUCCGGUGCUCCUCCACCCACGAAAGAUGCCCCGGAGCAUUCAAUCGAUGUCCUGAAGUCCAAAGAUGAUCGAACAAUGAGCAUGCCUGUUCUUCCCAAGUCCCCCGAUGCCGGCGUGAAGGCACGCAAAGGCCCGAAAUCAUUCGUCUUCCCUUCGCAGCCUGGAAGCCCGGCAGCGUCGUCGACAAGCUUCGAUAGGGCAGAUAUCAAGCCAUUUCACCGUUCAAUGCGCUCACAAACAUUCUCCCAGGCAGCAGACCCAGUUGUGACUGCAGAUAAUGCCAAAGUCAACAAAGUUGGCACCGGUCAGAAAGACAACGAGAAGAGUAGUGCAACGAGUGCAAUGAUCGAAAUAUCAAAUCGCUCACCACCUGCUUCUCCACAUCGCACCCCAAGCAACUCACCACCCACCGGAGGACUUAUGUUGCCCCAGAGCGCAGUUCACAGCCGUGAGCCAUCCAUUGCAGAGUCUCUCGAUGGCGCGAGCUUCACCAGCGAUAAUGUUAUCACCAGCCCCUCUUCUGCUCGCCUCGACGCCAGCUCCUAUUCCAGUACCCGGAGCUCGCGUGGAAGCUCCACCACUUCAAUCAACACCUCGGUUGCUAGCGAGCAACCCCGUCGUCGAAGCACGAUCGAGUCCUUAGCCCGCACCUUUAAUUCAGUCUCGUCUUCCGACGACAAGGCCAUUGGGAAUCUCACCCUCGGAUCAGCCACUGCGGCCGCAAAGAAAUGGAGCUGGAGUGUAUUUGGCAAAGGGGAGAUGAACGAGGAUCGGGAGGCGUCCCAGCCCCCGGCACGCCCACUCGAUGAGCCCAUUGGACGUGGCCAUCCGCAUCCUCCCCCGGGAGCACCUCUACCCCGGCCCGACAAGUAUGCUCUGAAGAGAAACUCGGGAACACUGCCCAAGCGCAAGCCUGUCGGGGUGCCCAAUCCAAUUCAACGACCCAUGGCCGCUGAUACACCAAGCGUUCGACCUACAUCUUUGCCUCGCAGGAAACCAAUUCCAUCAGCGAUGCGUAGGAGCGGCGGCGGCGGCACCGACGAACUACUUGUAGUUGAAGCGCCCAAUGACUCGACACCCAAUAGUCCCGCCGACGCAGAUUUAGAUCUAGAGGAGAGUCUGGCAGAGCCCAUACUCCUUGAGAAUGACGUUUCUCCUGCAGAUACUGAUGUCGCCAGCGUGUCGCAGUCAUGGGAAGAUGAGGAAACCCCGGAUUCCCAAUCUCAACACUCUGUAGAUCAGAGACCGACUUUGGAAUCAGGCAACAGCGAGGGAAUCCCGUCUCUCAAGUCGGUAGAAGUCCCGGCCGCAUCACCCUGA
Penicillium manginii is the source of this 2811-nucleotide messenger RNA. RefSeq names its product SMP domain-containing protein. Gene Ontology annotation, cellular component: ERMES complex; endoplasmic reticulum. Gene Ontology annotation, biological process: phospholipid transport. The record is from RefSeq and is a predicted model, not a curated record. The coding region runs from base 1 to 2811 and encodes 936 amino acids. NCBI's taxonomy places the organism in Eukaryota, Fungi, Ascomycota, Eurotiomycetes, Eurotiales, Aspergillaceae. The transcript has 2 exons. Gene Ontology annotation, molecular function: lipid binding.